AUGGAUGUCGCCCCAGUAAACGCCCUGACGGGCAGGGCCGAGAUCAUCGUCGCAGCAGACGACAGCAACCUCUUGGACAGACUUUCACAUUCGGUCCUCGACGAUUUAAUCUACAAUGUCAUCUUCGACCUCUGCCUCGAGGUGCACCGCUCAGAAAAAAUAUCCCGCGCAAAUACCGCCGCCAUCAGAGUCGAGAAGCUGGCUGCCGACGCCGCAGACGCCUCCGAUACCGACCCGCGACCAGACGUCCGCACGGAGACCGACGCUGCCAUCUACGAGGACGGCAAGGUGUACCUGAAGGCGAAUCCGCUCCAGACCACCAAGGACAUCAUAUGCCCCCGUUGUCACCUCCCUCGGCUGCUGCACCCCACGGACGGCAGAGGCGCACAGAAGCCCGACCCCGGCGUCAUCUACUGUAAAAAGCACCCAUACAUCGACAAGCCUGGGUACGACAUUUACGGACAGACUUGGAUCGCGCCCGGUCCAGGCAGGGGCAAGAAGAAGAAGGACAUGGAGAAGAAGCUUGACGCAAGCGUAGACGGCACAGUGACGCCCACGCCCGACGGCCAGCGGCCUCCAAACGUGCUGUCGUUCCCCUCGGCAACAUGCAGCAAGUGCAAAAGGUGUAUACUGGUCACGCGCCUCAACAACCACAUGGGCGCGUGCAUAGGGAAUAGCGGGAGGAACGCCAGCCGCGUGGCCUCGCAAAAGAUCACAAACGGCAGCAACGGGAGCGUCAACAACGACGCCACCCCUCCCUCGAGCCAGAAGGGGACGCCGGUGAAUGGCUCGCGGGCGGGCAGCCCCAGGAAGAGAGAUGUGGACGAGUUCGAUGAGGACCAGGACUCAGACGUAGCCACCAGUAACCCCAAGAAGAAGGCCAAGAAGCUCAAGGGGCCGACGACCAAGAUACUGCUCAAGAACAAGCCCAAGAAGGACAAGGACAAGGUCAAGGGCAACUCGUUCCUGAGCCACGAGUCCAAGGUGGAUGACGACGAGGAAGAGGAGGACAAGAAAUCGACCGUCCAGGUUAUGUCCAAGAAGCCCUCGGCGAAGCAGUCCUCGCCUAACAAGAAGCUCAAGCUGGGCUCGGCAAAACCGUCACUGGGAUCGCCGAGACCGAAAAACGGCAGCCAGGCCGACAACGGCUACGAAUCAUCAGAUACACUCUCGGAACCCCCCCAUGCCUCCUAA
This is a messenger RNA of Cryphonectria parasitica EP155, 1194 nucleotides long. RefSeq lists its product as uncharacterized. The coding region runs from base 1 to 1194 and encodes 397 amino acids. The transcript is spliced from 2 exons. NCBI's taxonomy places the organism in Eukaryota, Fungi, Ascomycota, Sordariomycetes, Diaporthales, Cryphonectriaceae. The record is from RefSeq and is a predicted model, not a curated record.